This is a messenger RNA of Aspergillus heteromorphus CBS 117.55, 1444 nucleotides long. Its product is annotated as BRcat and Rcat domain-containing protein. The record is from RefSeq and is a predicted model, not a curated record. NCBI's taxonomy places the organism in Eukaryota, Fungi, Ascomycota, Eurotiomycetes, Eurotiales, Aspergillaceae. Gene Ontology annotation, molecular function: zinc ion binding; ubiquitin conjugating enzyme binding; ubiquitin protein ligase activity. The coding region runs from base 221 to 1321 and encodes 366 amino acids. The transcript has 2 exons. Gene Ontology annotation, biological process: positive regulation of proteasomal ubiquitin-dependent protein catabolic process; protein polyubiquitination; ubiquitin-dependent protein catabolic process. Gene Ontology annotation, cellular component: ubiquitin ligase complex; cytoplasm.
GGGGCAUCCGUUGGAGCGAUUCCAUUGGAAGGGACCAGAUAUCCGCACAGGGCAUCAAACGCGUAACUUGUAUGUAUGCCGGAAUAGAUAGAAUGGCUCAGGGCGGGGUAACCUCCGUUGUCCUUCAAGAUAAAAAGCGGCCAUCUAGUCGAGGCUUCCUUCCUUUCACCUCCUCUGUCGUAAACCAAGGCUAUGACAAAUCCUGUAACAAUAAUCCACAAUGGCAGGCAUAUUACAACUGGAAAUGGAUCAAGCAUCCGCAGAUCUGAUCAUUCAACUGCAACUCGAGGAUGCCAGCGAGUUCUUUCGAGCGUCGAAAGGGAAGUCUCGGGACCAGACGGACGAAGAGCUCGCAUUUCGAUUGCAAACUGAAGAGUUGGAAGACACCGACCGGUUAUUCUACGAUCGACGGAUGGCCACGAGCAUGGCAGCCGCCGUUCGAGCCGAUGGAAAGAUCCUGGCCGAGGUCAGCGAAGAAGAUCAGGGCACUGCUGGUAAUGGAAUGGCAUCCCAUGGCCAGUCGAGCUUGGAAAGAACAAUCCUGGACGAGGAGACCUUGUGGAAACUUCAGAUUCAGUAUAUUUCCGGUUGGGAAGAGGGCUAUAACGAUGCCAGCGAUAUCGAAGAUGAAGAUUCAAAUAUUGGCCUAGCCGAAUCGUCCAAUAUGGCGGCACGCCGGCACACCAGGUCAUCGACGCUAAUGCGUCGCUGUAUAGCCUGUGGAGAGGAGACGGAGCUAUGGAAUGUUGCUCGCGCACCUUGCCGCCAUGAAUAUUGCCGUUCCUGCCUGAAAGCUCUCUUCGAAACCUCCAUGGCAGAUGAGUCUCUGUUCCCUCCGCGCUGCUGCAAGCAGACCAUUGACAUCAACAUGGCUCGGAUAUUUCUCAAACCCGACGUUAUUCAGCAGUACGAGAGAAAGAAGGUUGAGUUUGAGACUCAUGAUAGAACAUAUUGUCACUCAUCCCAGUGCUCUGCAUUUAUCGGCCCCUCGUAUAUCUCGGGAGCGGUAGCCACAUGCCCUGAUUGCGGGCACACGACCUGCACGGAAUGCAAGAAACCAGCGCAUACUGGUGAUUGUCCAAGUGAUACUGAAAUGCAGCAGCUCCUAGCUACAGCUGAACAGAAAGGGUGGCAGCGAUGCCUAGUCUGUUGGCGAGUUGUGGAGCGAAUGUAUGGUUGCAACCAUGCCACAAUAGUUGUUCCUGCGGUGCCGAAUUCUGCUAUGUCUGUGGAAGGCCCUGGACAGAACGUUGCGGAUGUGGACAAUGGAGUGGAGGUCAUCUUCUGCAACGUGAAUAUCGGGCACUUGACCAAGAUAUAGGCAUCCCGAGUACUCUCGCUCCACCGCAUAAUCAGAUCAGUGGAAAGCAGGCAAACAGAAGAAGAUACCGGCCGCGUAAAUGAAAGGGUCAACUUUCAUCAAACGAGUGAUUCUCGAUGACCG